UAUAAAAGAGCGAGACAUUCUGCCUGCGUCAGGUGAGCGUCCUUAGCAAUAGAGUCACCCAAAUAGGCGACAUGUCCAUUUCGGAAGACCCUCGGGCCGAGUCGUGGAACGUCACGGCGCCUCUGGCGUGCGCGGCGGCGCUCUUCUUCCUGCUUUUGGCCUCCCGCCGCGACACCUCGGAGCGGGGCGACAAGAAGGACCCCCCGGGGCCCCGGCCUUUGCCGCUGCUCGGUAACCUGCUGCAGCUGGAUCUCAAGUGGCUGGACCGAGCCCUGUCAAAGGUAAAUGUGCAACUCCCUCUCGUGUUAUUCUUUAACCGGUUGUUUUUUUCCUUGCAGCUCGCGAAACAAUACGGCUCCGUUUUUAGCAUCUACCUGGGCACCAGGCAAGUCGUGGUCCUGGCCGGGUACAAGGCGCUCAAAGAGGCUCUGGUGGGCAACGCCGUUGAGUUCGGGGAGCGCUACGUCAACCCCAUUUUUGAGGAGAUGAAUCUCGGUCACGGCAUUAUAUUUUCCAACGGGGACACGUGGAAAGAAUUGCGGCGUUUCGCCCUCAGCACUCUGCGAGACUUCGGCAUGGGCAAACGACUGGCGCAAGACAAAAUCCUGGAGGAGUGCCGCUAUCUCAUUCCCGUUUUGGAAGGUCACAAAGGUCGGCCGUUCAACACGACGUCCCCCCUGAGCCACGCCACGUCCAACAUCAUCUGCUCCAUCGUAUACGGCGACCGAUUCCAAUACGACGACGCGCGCUUCGUGAGCAUGGUCAAACGCGCCAACGACACCAUUCGCAUGAUGAGUUCCGUUCAGAUACAGCUCUACAACAUGUUCCCCAGGUUGUUCGGUUGGUUGAAAGACCGGCACGUGGUUGUCAGCAAACGUAACGAAAACAUGGAGGACAUUCGAGAGCUUCUGCGACAACGCAAGGAGAAGUUCAACCCCGAAAUGUGCACCGGGGUGGUAGACUGCUUCUUCGUUCGCCAGCGAAAAGAAGAGGAAGCGGGCGUGGAGCGGAGCCAAUUCAAUGAGGAAAACAUGAUGUUCGUGGUGGCCAACCUGUUUGCGGCCGGCACCGACACAACCUCCACUACACUGCAGUGGAGCUUGCUGCUCAUGGCCAAAUAUCCCGAAAUACAAGAGCGCGUCUUCGAGGAGCUUUGCCAGGUGGUCGGAAGCCGCCCCAUGGAUGUAGACGACCGAAAGAACCUGCCGUACACCAACGCCGUCAUCCACGAGGUGCAGCGAUUCGGCAACAUCGCUCCCAUGGCCAUCUUGCACCAAACCACGCAGGACAUCACCUUCCAAGACUACUUCAUCCGAAAGGGCACCGCUGUGAUUCCGCUGCUUUCGUCCGUCCUUUACGAUGAGAGCCAAUGGGCAACGCCGAACACCUUCAAUCCUUCCCAUUUCCUGGAUAACGAGGGCAAAUUUGUCAAGAAGGACGCCUUUAUGCCUUUCUCUGCGGGUCGCAGGGUUUGUCUGGGCGAAGGUCUGGCCCGUAUGGAGAUCUUCCUGUUCUUCACCUCCCUCAUUCAGCGCUUCCGCUUCACUCCUCCGCCCGGUAUAUCCGAGGAAGAGCUGGACCUGAAGCCCCUGGUGGGCUUCACCCUCAAUCCCACUCCUCACGAGUUGUGCGCCGUCCGUCGCCAGUGACGCGCGCCGCUGUUCUUGUCGAUGAUUGUGAUCCUCGUUCAAAGGGAUUGGAUGUCUAUCGGUGUUAAUGGCGGCCAAUUGUACCAGUUCAAAUCACACACAUGCAGCUUUAACAAAAAAAUGAAAAUAAAUCCAUUUUUUUCGGUGUGUGUGGGUGUAAAACUGGAUUAGAUGUCAAGAUCAUCAAUGGCAGAUACAGAGUUAAGGGCAACAGGCAACAAAAUAAUCCUGUGGUAUAAGGCAGGGGUCCCCAACGACCGGGCCGCGGACUGAUACCGGUCCGUAGCGCAUUUGGUACCGGGCCGCGCAGAAAUAAUAAAUAAUUUAUUAAUGACUGCAUUCUGGCCAGUUGACUUUGGCCUGUGCCGCUAUCCCUGUCUACUCUAGAUAUACAGUGGG
This is a messenger RNA of Corythoichthys intestinalis (scribbled pipefish), 2048 nucleotides long. RefSeq names its product cytochrome P450 2K4-like. Gene Ontology annotation, biological process: xenobiotic metabolic process. The transcript has 8 exons. Gene Ontology annotation, molecular function: heme binding; oxidoreductase activity, acting on paired donors, with incorporation or reduction of molecular oxygen, reduced flavin or flavoprotein as one donor, and incorporation of one atom of oxygen; iron ion binding. The coding region runs from base 72 to 1649 and encodes 525 amino acids. Gene Ontology annotation, cellular component: cytoplasm; intracellular membrane-bounded organelle. NCBI's taxonomy places the organism in Eukaryota, Metazoa, Chordata, Actinopteri, Syngnathiformes, Syngnathidae. The record is from RefSeq and is a predicted model, not a curated record.